UUGAGACCUCAGUCACCAAAGCUGUUUUCUCAGACCUUAUUCCUGGAACCAUAUACACUCUGAUUAUUGAGUACUUAUCCUGCAGCAUCAAGAAAAACAUUUCAAGAGACAUAAUCACUGCUGGAAAGGUCUAUGAAUCUUCCACUCGAAUUCCAGGCAGAGAGUUUUUGUCUGAUUAUACAAAUCAAUCCAGCAAACUUUACAAAGACUUUGUGACCAAUUUCAUUAUGCAGGUUGAAAACAAUCUCCCGAAAGAAUACCAGGACCUUAUCAAGGCUAAACAAAUGGUGGUGGUUGUGAGAGGUGUUCGCAGAGGAAGUGUGAUCGUUGACUUUGAUCUGGUCAAUGCUCUGGAGGUCAAACUGUCAACCUCUGACGUGCAGAACAGUGUCAUCAAUGCGCUGAAAACAUCUGCACUCGGAGUAGAUCUGAAUUUCACCUCAGUCAAAGAGGCAGAUAUUUGCCAACGAGGAGAUCACACAUGCUCUAAAAAUGCCAGCUGUGUCAGAGAGGGACCCUCACAUACAUGUGAAUGUAAGGCAGGAUUCUACGACGAAAACCCAACCGUACCGGGUACUGACUGCAAGAGAAAUAUCUCUCCAGGUGCAGAUCCAUGUCAAGGCUUGUGUUCAUCACGUGCUCAGUGUGUGAUUGGUCCUGGAGGCAGCCAUGAGUGUAGCUGCUAUCCUGGUUUGAUAGAUCAGAAUCCUGUUAACCCUGGGAAGCUAUGCAAAGAUCCUGUCGACUGUUUUGAUCAAGAAAAUGACAUUUGCUCAUCCCAAAAUCAAUGUCUUCCGCCCAAGUUUCUCUGCUCAUUGAGGAAUGUUUUCAAAUUAACAGCAGAGUUCAACUCUUGGAUUUUCAAUUCCUCUCUGUACGACCCAGUGAGCGACGCUUGGGCGUAUGCCUCUACAAAGAUCAUAACAACUGUUGUCCCCAAAAUGCAGCGUGUUCUGUUAGAUUCAUCCUUUGACAUGACAGUGGUGGGCUUCCAGAGGGGUAGUGUGGUGGUCAGGAUGAUGUGUGGUUUUAAUGGGAAUUCUACCACUGAUGAAAGAACUCUCCAGGCUGCUCUACAGGACACUCUCCGCAAACACCUGGACGACUCCGCCAUAGCUACCUUGAAAAGAGUUUCCCAGAUAUCAACGGCCCCAGGACAAGGCUGGAAAGUGGCGACCAUAGUCCUGGGAGUUCUGCUGGGCUUCACUUUGAUAGUCGUGGUUGUCGUUCUGAUCAUCACCAUAGUGAGGAGAGCAGCUAGCAAGCUGACCACAUAUAACAUAGAGCAAACAGAACACAACAUACAAGCGGUGUCCAAUGACUACUUACAAGGACGUUAUUCUUACCAGGUGUAGUUCACAGAUUCUUGAAAGACGCGAUAAUCUAAACUUUUUUUCACAAAUAUAUUUCUUAAUAUUAACAAAAGUAUCAGCUAUCACACCAUGUAAAGGAACACUUUAAUUGCUUCAUAAAAUGCAACUAACUGGAUUUAUGUUAACUCCGUCAGACACCAUAAAAGGCAUUUCAUUUUCACAUUUAUUGUUGAACAAGUGUUUAAUAAAGGCCUUGAUUGUUGAGUUCUAACAUUAGAUUAUUCAGAUAUGUAAUACAAUCUCCAAACCUAUUUUGUUUUAUUUUAGCGCUAUAUAAUGCUCCAGGGCUAAUUCUGUUUUGGCAUGACAGAGUUGACCAAAUCUCCUGACAAUUUUCUUCGAAAUCACAGUUUUGAGAGAAAUAUUAUUUAAAGUCAGAGAGGGCCAUUGGAAGAAACUACAUAAUAUAUUUUUUCAGUUAAUAUUCAUUAUUGCCAGUUUUUUAAAUUGUAAACCCUUUUUUGGAGCGUUUGAAAUUGGGAUCCUUUGCUCUGGACAAGGGCAUUUCCGGGCAUAUAGUCAGCUAGACCUCUUUAGAGUGGACCUGGUGAAUGUAGAUUCAAAUAAUUAAAUGUCACCUCUAUUCUUAUCAAAGGUGUACAGUAUGGCGAGCUAGGUGCGUGCAGACACUUCUGGCCAAACAGGGGACACUGCAUUAGGCAUUUCCACUGCCGUCUCUGCUCCACCAUUCAAUAUUUCACACAGCUCUCUCUCCAAAUAGUGGCCCAUAACAACUGAAUUAUUCAGGAGGUUUUACAUCAGGAUGACUGAAUCACAGACAAACGACAGACACUGCAUGUGUUCAGUCCUUCAAUGGAUUGGCUAGUAAGGCAAUCAAUUACUGUUUCCAUUUUAUAGCUGCCAUUGUCUGAGGGCACCUUUUGUUAGUGGGACGCAAAGUCAUUUGUUGACUUCCUGUUUAAGGGGCUGUUUGUAUCUCAGAACUAAUUCCUGAUGAUGGUUUUCUGUUCCUCAUUUAACAAUAUUGGGAAGUGUUCCUUGUUUUACAAAUUGUAAUGCAAUUUUUUUUCAAGUUGACAUGUAAAUGAUAUUCUACUUUAGGCCUAUAUGCUUAAAUAAUUGUAAUUUGCCAGAAUGUGAAUUUCACUGUCAUAAGAAAACUUUAUUUUAUCACCCAAUGGGAAAUAACAAAGCAACCAAACCAUCUUCACUGGACCUUACAUAAUUCCUCUGAAUCUUUAAUGUCCACUAAAAUAAAAAGAGGCAGUUUUGGUGCCCUCAUUUUCCAAUGGGUUUGGCAAGCUCUCACUCUGUCUCUGUAGCGUAAUGAAAAUCACAAAUACCUCUUCUGA
Molecule: messenger RNA, 2686 nt
Organism: Coregonus clupeaformis (lake whitefish)
Lineage: Eukaryota; Metazoa; Chordata; Actinopteri; Salmoniformes; Salmonidae
Exons: 9
Coding region: 228-1355 (375 amino acids)
Source: RefSeq, a predicted model, not a curated record